Drosophila eugracilis is the source of this 3825-nucleotide messenger RNA. RefSeq names its product sialin. The transcript has a single exon. NCBI's taxonomy places the organism in Eukaryota, Metazoa, Arthropoda, Insecta, Diptera, Drosophilidae. Gene Ontology annotation, biological process: monoatomic anion transport; transmembrane transport. Gene Ontology annotation, molecular function: transmembrane transporter activity. The record is from RefSeq and is a predicted model, not a curated record. Bases 2176 to 3639 code for a protein of 487 amino acids.
UUUAUAUUAUUUAAUGAAAGACACAAAAAGGUACAAAUCUAGAGAUGCCAAUUAACUUGCUGCUUUGAAAUACUUGUGUUUUCGUGGUUUUUUGGUUACAGUCCACCCUGCAACUAGAAACAGUAAUAGGAAAAUACCAGGGAACUUUAUAGUUAGAAAGCAAAUUCAAAUUACAUUUCCCAGUUGAAAAAAUAAAGAAAAUGUAUUUUCUAGUCGGCAAAUAAUUAAACACUGCUCUGCUAUAUCUCUAUAAUUUUCUCCCUUUUCUGUGACGGACGACGUAUUUUUUUAAUGAACUUUAAAUAACAUGAAAAAUGUAUGCAAGCUCAUAAAAUAUUUCUCCUGCCAUGGCCUUUUGCUGUCAUACAAUUUUUUAUCGAGGCCCUUGCUCGACGUCAGUUACUGGCCAUCCAGUGGGCGGUGGAAAGUGGGCUAAGAAGUCGGAAGGUUGGGGGAAAGUGGGAGGAGUGGCAUGCGCGGAAUAAUUGAAGGAAUCUUUUUUUCCCAUGUUAGGGCUUACUCGCCCAAAGUGGGUCAAUGUAUAUGUUUCUAUGGUAUAAAAUUCAGGAUUGACAACGGUGGCGAUCCUAUUGACAUUUUAACUUAACAACUCCACAGCCACUGUCAGAGCUAAAUUUUAUUUUCUGAUUUUUAGGAUUAUGUAAAAACAACAUCGCACCGGUUCGUCAGAAAUCGCUGCCAAAAUCCCAUUGAUCAUUUAAAAAGCAAAGCAAAUAUUGAUUAAUCUGGGUUGGAAAAACGUUUGACUUUAAAGUCCUGAUAAAACUACAUGAAUUUACUUUUUCGGUUUCAUUUACGUACUUUAACCAUGGCUGAUUUACCUAAUGUUUACCUGAUUUGCCAUGUUAAGUCAGUUAUAAGAAAGAUAAUUGCAAUGAACCCAGAAAUUGGCAUUUAUCGCCAGUUCCCAGAGGGCACUGAACAGGAGUUUGACCCCAAAAAAGUAAGGUAAAGCGAAAAAAUUAAUAUAAUACUGCACUGAACUGACCUGACCUGCAUUUCUGGACUAGAACGGAUAAAACCUGACGAAGCUACAAAGGAAGUCGAAACGGAAAUGAACAAAAAAUGUUAGCAACAGGGGGAACAAGUGGGUGGCCACUGAGAAUCGUUGGUGCGGAGCGGUGAUUGAAAGCAUAAGCCAUAGCGGAUAGCAGGAAAAAGUUUUGCACAAAAGUAAGCUAACUUAGACAUGAAAACAAACAAACAAAACAAUUCCAGUUCAAGCCAAGGUAAAAACCGAAGCGAAGCAAAAUGAACCACGCCGAUCCAAGUCGAACCGAACUAAAACCAAAACCUAGGGAAAACUGUUUGGCCCUUCGCACUCUAUAUAGGUAAACAAAGCCCCCUGGAGUAGUAGAUGGAGUUGGAUGGUGGAGUACAAGGUGGCGGUGGGUGCCAAGAAUGGAAUUGAAAAUGAAAGACAACUUGACGGCGACUUCAUUUCAUGAUUAAGUUGCCCAUAUCGAUUUCCUUUCAACAGACUUUAUGAUGAUGAAAAUGGAAGCCCUUCUUCUUCGGUUAGGCUACCGCAAGGACCUGCGCCUGCGGUUGUCAAAACCCAGCAAACUCUCACCCAUCCAACCACAAGCCACCGUGGACACAUAUGUGACUGACUCACUCACAUUCAAAACAAUAGAUGACGACGACGACGACGACGCCUUUUCCAAGACAAAAAAAAAAGAAAGAAAAAGAAAAGGUUGCAAAACAUACAUAAAUUGUGAAGGAAAUGUAAUUGUUAGGGACAUCUUGGGACUGUUCUGUAUAGCCAAGUAGUCGGCAAGUAAACAAAAAAAGAAAAGGAAAAAACCACACAGAUGGCGAGAAUGGGUACAUGGAAACAGGAAGUGGGUUAUUCCGAGGGCAUACCGUUUGUACACAUAUGGUUUAUGUGCUGAGCUAAGUGCUUUAGAACUCCCAAAAAACUUUGUAAACAACUGAAUUUUCACUUAUUCAUAAAAUAAAACGUUGUUAAACUAGUUUGUGUAUUCAGGAUUUUACUAAAUCAUAACAUGUUUCGUUAAGAUGUCUUUGGUUGCGUUGUAAUAAAAAUCAGUAGGCCCUAAAAUUUUUAUCAUUUAAGUAUGUCCUGAUUCCAUUGGAGUGUUUUUUAAAACAUAAAUUCUAUUGGUAGAAAAAAACAAAAAAAAAAAAUUAAUGGCUGAUCCUCAAAAACCACAGCCCGAAUGGGGCAUAAAACUGUCCAAAUUUUUCGUACUACCACAACGCUGGAUUCUGGCUAUCAUGGGAUUCUUUGCCAUCUUCAAUGCCUACACCAUGCGAGUGUGUCUUUCACAGGCAAUCACAGUUCUCGUGGUUAAGAAGAAUUAUACGGCAGCAGCACAACAAAAUGAAGCAAUUUGUGAUGCGGACGAAGAGUCUUCUGAUUCAAGUAGCAAAGGUGAUUCAGGUGGCACCUAUACUUGGUCUGAAGAGAAGCAAGGACUGAUCCUGGCAUCGUUCUACAUUGGGUAUAUUGUAACGCAUUUACCCGGAGGCCUCUUGGCUGACAAAUUUGGCGGAAAGUGGAUCCUGGUUAUUGGAAUCUUUUUGACGGCCAUAUUUACACUAGUUACGCCAGUGAGUAUCGUUUAUGGCGGUGCCGAUGCCUUAAUUGUUCUUCGCGUCUUAAUGGGACUUGGCGAAGGAACAACAUUUCCAGCCCUAAGCGUUUUGCUUGCCGGGUGGGCACCGGCAAGUGAGCGGGGAAUGUUGGGAUCCCUGGUACUCGGUGGCGGUCAGGUGGGUAGCAUCGCUGGCAACAUAUUAUCCGGCCUAAUACUCGACUCCAUGGAUUGGAUGUGGGUAUUCUAUAUAUUCGCCUUUAUCGCGAUUUUUUGGUGUAUUCUGUUUACGUUGCUGUGCUUCAGCUAUCCAUAUACACAUCCUUACAUCAAGCCAACGGAAAGGGAAUUUUUGGCCCAGGAGAUACCACCACAGGAUAAGAACAAGCCAAAAACCCCAUUUAAGGCCAUAUUUACGAAUAUACCCAUGUGGGCACUUAUCAGCGCACAGAUCGGUCACGAUUGGGGAUUCUAUAUCAUGGUUUCCUACCUGCCCAAAUAUAUGCACGAUAUUUUGCGUUUCUCGAUAAAGUCCAAUGGUUUGUAUUCUUCACUGCCAUACGUUACGAUGUGGAUUAUGUCGCUACUCAGUGGAUGUGUGGCCGAUCAAAUGAUCAAACAUAACUGUAUGAGCACUACGAAUACGCGAAAAAUAAUGACCGCAGUGGCGGCUUUUGGACCUGCAAUAUUUAUGAUCGGCGCAUCCUAUGCCGGAUGCAAUAGAGCACUGGUCGUCACCCUGUUUACGAUCGCUAUGGGUCUAAUGGGAACAUAUUAUGCAGGCAUGAAACUCACGCCUCUGGACAUGAGUCCCAAUUAUGCUGGAACCCUGAUGGCCAUUACCAAUGGAAUCGGUUCGUUCACGGGCGUAGUAUCUCCCUACCUAGUGGGUGUAAUGACACCAAAUGCCGACCUAAUGGAAUGGCGUAUGGUCUUUUGGGUAGCCUUUGGCGUGCUCUCCGUCACGGCGGUUAUCUAUUGCAUUUGGGCCUCCGGUGAGAUUCAACCCUUCAACGAUGGCACCAACUCAAACAAGAAGCCUGCUGCUGCAACAUAACUAGUCAAUUAAGUCAAGAAUCAAAUAUUUUUAUUAUCAUCCCGUCAAAAUUAAAAGUGUUUAAGGAUUUAAUUUCAAAUAUUUUAGAUACCAAUGGAUUUUUUUUAUAUUUAUCUAUGAGUGUCUCACAACAGAAACUUACUUAUUAUUUUAGAAGCAAAAAUAAAGCAGACAGUGAAAAAGGGA